AUGCCUACCGAACUGGAAGAGUUGGUUGGCUUCAUAGCUAGUCCCAAUCCACAAAUAAGAUUGCUUGCCACAGAGAACCUAGUCCCGUAUUCGACGGCACAACCAGAAAUAUUUAAGACCGAGAGUCUCCAACCCAUCAAGAAUUUGACAUUCUUGGUGAAAGACCACCCAAAAAUUGCCGAACAUGCUGUCACCAUGCUCAUCAACCUCUCGGCGGAUCGCGACGUGCUCGAGAAAUUGGCAACCGACGACAAGUUUCUAGACGUCGCUUUCAGAUAUGUGACUAACGCAGCUGAGCCAAACGCGAACCUGCUGUCCAUGCUCCUAGCGAAUUUGGCCAAAUGGGAUGCAUUCAAGUCUAUUUUAAACAGAAAGCAACCUUCACCUAAGGAGCUCAGUUCGGAUGAUCUGGUUAUGAAUCAAUUGCUCGAUAUCUUUGUCAAAGGUGCAGAGGGGAUGUACAACAAGGCAGCUGACUAUGAUCAUUUGUCAUAUCUAUUUGCUGAUCUCACGAAACAUGCCGAGUUCCGUCACUACUUCUUAAGAAGUCAAGAAUACGACGGAGUGAUUCCCUUGACGAAGCUCAAGGUCUUCACCGAGCACAAGUCAGAUGUCCGACGGAAAGGGGUUGCUUCUACCAUCAAGAAUGUCGCCUUUGACAUUCCUUCACACCCGUCCUUCCUGGCUGAGGAUGAGAUUAACAUCCUACCGUAUAUCCUCUUGCCUAUUACCGGAAACGAAGAGUAUAGCGAAGAAGAGACAAUGGAAAUGCAUCCCGAUCUGCAGUUGUUAGCCCCGGACAAAAGCCGCGACCCGGAUCCCAACAUCAUCCAGACACACGUGGAGACAUUGUUGCUUUUGGCGACCACCAGGGAAGGGCGGGAGCUGAUGCGGGAUAUCCAGGUGUACCCAAUCAUUCGGGAAACCCAUUUACGAGUCGAUCACGAAGGUGUGCGGGAAGCUUGCGACCGGUUGGUGCAGCUUCUCAAGGCCGACGAGGAAGACUCUACUGAGAAAACACGUGUCGAGGAAUUCGGUCAAGGAACUGCCCUGGAGGCGGAGGAGGAAGAAGAUGAGGAUGCCAGGAUCGUGGAGGUUUGA
This is a messenger RNA of Pseudomassariella vexata, 1101 nucleotides long. RefSeq lists its product as uncharacterized. The transcript is spliced from 4 exons. Bases 1 to 1101 code for a protein of 366 amino acids. The record is from RefSeq and is a predicted model, not a curated record. Lineage: Eukaryota; Fungi; Ascomycota; Sordariomycetes; Amphisphaeriales; Pseudomassariaceae.